Messenger RNA from Calliphora vicina (urban bluebottle blowfly), 6286 nucleotides. RefSeq lists its product as uncharacterized. The record is from RefSeq and is a predicted model, not a curated record. Gene Ontology annotation, molecular function: GTPase activator activity. The transcript is spliced from 13 exons. Bases 2117 to 6025 code for a protein of 1302 amino acids. Gene Ontology annotation, biological process: positive regulation of GTPase activity; G protein-coupled receptor signaling pathway; intracellular signal transduction. Lineage: Eukaryota; Metazoa; Arthropoda; Insecta; Diptera; Calliphoridae. Gene Ontology annotation, cellular component: neuron projection; plasma membrane; cytoplasm.
GAGAGAACGAAUGCGAAUGUACGAGUAUGUUGUAAUCAGACAAACAAUUUUAUCUACCACUAUUGUUCAGACAAGGCUUUGACUUUCGUCUUAACGGCGGACGUCCUUGUCGUGCGUGCGUGUAUAUUAUUUUUUCAAACGCAAUGUACCGUUAAAACGUCCUGUGCACAGAAAAAAAAGAAAAAAUACAUUAAUAAAAAAUAGAAAAAAAUUAAGAAAUUUAUAUAAAACUUAAAUGGAAAUAUGUAAAUCUAGUUAUACUUUUAAAUAAAAAUAAAUUUAAACAAGUUUUGUUAAUAAAAUAAAGCUUUAAAAAGUGUUUAAACAAAUUGCUUUAAAAAUAGUUUGAAAAAGUAAAAGAAGAACGUAGAAGAAAAAGCAGCAGCGCUAUCGCCAGCACAAGCAGCUCUGCUGAAAAUUAAAAGUGCACUACUAAUCAGAAAUUCUCUAACAAAACCAAAAUAAAGCACAAGCAGCAACAGCAGCAACAACAAAAUAUACAAACAACCAAACUGAAAUUAUCAUCUUUAACUAACAACCCAAAAGUAUAAAAAAAGAAAACUUAAGCAAAAAAAAAAAGAAGAAAAAUAAUAAUAAAAAAGUUCAAAUUCGACAAUUCAACAAAAAAAUUCUCUACUUAUUCUAUGCACACUUGUUUGGAUUCGGUUUUAUAUUUUUACCAGCACUAAUGCCGGUGAUUCAGUGGUUUAAUACAAUUAAUUUUACAGGUUUCGAAACAAACUGUCUUCUAACUUGAAGGAACUAAUACUUAAGCAAAAACAAACCCAACUACAACUACAAAGUAACCAACCUAUACUUAAUUUUUGUGGAAUUUGGUGUUUUAAUUUUACUGGGUAAUGACACAUAAUGGCUGGUAGCCUUCAAAGGCCACCCUUCGAAAUUAUUCCUACAUAUAAAUGCAGCACAUCUAAAUAUAAAUCAAUAAUAAAAUACCAAAAACUACGUUCCCAACGUUCGAAAGGGAGUCAGCACAACUGGACCAGCCACCAAAACCCACAGCAAUUACAUCAACUGUUAAAACAGUUGAAAUAUUGUCAAAGUUUGUCUUUGGAUAAGUUGCUCCUGUUGUUGCCCUCGUCGUUGUCAUCAUUCUCUAAUGACAGUUGUUGGACAGCAACUGAAAACAAAAAGUAUCAUACAAAUUUAGCAACCACUACAACAGCAAUAAACUAUGUACAACAACAAGUACAACAACAGCACAAAAAACAGCAACAAUUGCAUCUACAAUUAUUACAAAUUCUCAACAAAGUUUUUAAAUCAUCAAAGUUUCGUAAAAAUUUGCUAAAUCGCAAAAAAUUUCAACUAAAGGAAAUACUAUUCUAUAAAAAAAAUCAAUUGUAUGGGAAAUAGUUUUGAUUUAUCACACACUCACACACACCAAUUAUAGUUUCGCCCAAAUCCCAAUACCAAACUAACAAACGAACAUCAAUUAAAGUGUCCACCAAAUGCCUGAUGUUCUUUUGGAGAAGCCAGCUGAGAAAUUUGAGUGCAAGUAGACGAUCAGUCUACCAAAGAAAUAAUGUAAACAAGUACAACGACCCAAGCAAAGAGUUAAUUAACUGAAGACAAAUAAAAGUGUUGCAGCACAACAAAAAACAGGUGAAACAAGAAACUUUACUUUAAUUCGAAAGAUCAUCCAGAGGGGGAAAAAUGAAACAUUCAAAUAUUUUUAUACACAAAGACAUGAUGGAAUUUGGUUAAUAAGUAUGAAUUUUUGUUUGCCAACAAAAGAGUUAUAACAAAACUAAAACAUUACAGUAGAUUUUAUAAAAACACAAAACUCUCAACUAUCUUCUUUAAAAUAUAAAAAAGCAACUCUUAAACUCCCAGCAUUAAAAAGUAAAAACAAACUCCCAACUAUACAAAACUAAAAAUUUAAGAAAAACAAAAUUAUCUAAAGAUCACUAGCAUCUUAUAAAACUUGAAAACUGACUUAAAAAAAAAAACAAAACUUUUCCUAAACAAACACCAACAAACCAGGAAACGCGACAAAUUUCCGCAGACAUUUGAUUUAGAAACUUGACAAAACGAGUGCCACAUUGGGUCACUCAGGGCGGCGAAGGCAACGGCGCUCAUUGAUAAACGUGCUGGGGCCAUGGAGCCGCCUGGCGGUGUACCGCCAGAUAGAGAUCGUCAAUUGGUUUUAAAACAGAUGGUAACAUUUCAUGAACGUCCCGAGGGUAGUUUAUGUGGCAGAGCCAUAACGACCACAGCACAACAACCCAAUCCAGCGUUUGCUUCGACAGCAACCACUUACUCGGCAACAACACAAGCGGCCACGGCAUUUAGUGGCAGCUCCAUUGGUCAUGCCUUGGUGAAACAUCAUGGGACAACAAAUCCUCUGCCAGGACAACAGCAGCAACAAUCAAAUUCUUCGGGUUCUUCGCCUUCGCAACAUGGCAGUACAACAAGCAGCAGCAGUAGUAGUUCAACCACACUACAGUCAGCAACAUCGGCCGGCAGUGCGACAAGUCAACAGCAAACGCUAGAGAAGCUAUCGAGGCCCAUGGCAUUUGAUAAGAUGGAAGCUCUUGUACGUGAAAUGCAGGAUCCCGAGCAUGGUGUGCCAGUAAGGCAACAAAAAAUGUUUCUUACUUCUAUACCUUAUGCUUUUAUGGGCUACGAUCUCAUUGAAUGGCUUAUGGAUCGCUUGUUAAUUGAAGAAUCGGAGGCCUUGAAUAUUGCCAAUCAAUUAUGUCUUCAUGGCUACUUUUUCCCCGUCAACGAUUCAAAAACUCUAACUGUCAAAGAUGAUUCUUCACUCUAUCGCUUUCAAACACCCUACUAUUGGCCUUGGCAACACAAGGCUCCCGAUAAUGUGGAGUAUGCCAUUUAUUUGGUUAAACGUUCUUUGCGCAACAAGCAACGCCAUGCCUUGGAGGACUAUGAGGUAGAAGCUUUGGCUUCGCUGCACAAGAAUCUAAAGGGUAAAUGGGAAAUUAUAUCCAUGCAGGCGGAGGAGCAGGUACGUUUGGCUAAAGAACGCAAGAAGGGAGACAAAAUUGUGGGUGAUUCUCAAGAGAGAGCCUAUUGGCGGGUACAUCGUCCACCACCGGGACAAUUUACACCCUUGGAACCAUGUCCCGUACCCUCGAGAGACCGGCAGGGUAGCAAGCAGAAUAAAAAGAAGAGCGUAGAUGAUGUGCAAAGGGAGGUGGACUACUUGAAGAAAUCUCUGAAUCGUACACGCAUGAAAAUGUCUCAGGCCUGCGAAUCAUUGGUGCUUUAUUCGGAAACAUUUUCGGAAUAUGAUUUCUUCUUGCAACCAGUAUUACCCUCGAAUCCUUGGGUUACUGAGGAUGUCACCUUCUGGCAAUUGAACAACACUUUCGUGGACAUACCCACUGAGAAGAGAGUUAAGCGCUGGGCUAUUUCUAUUGAGGAAUUGGUAUCGGAUCCAACGGGUUUGCAGGAAUUUACCACAUUUUUGGAAAAAGAAUACUCUCAUGAAAACAUACGCUUCUGGAUAGCGGUCAACCGCUUAAGAAGAUCUGCCCAUUCACAGGUAUCCAGAAAAGUGCAAGAGAUUUAUGAGGAGUUUCUUAAGCCUGGUGCUCCCUGUGAGAUCAAUAUAGAUGGCAAGACCAUGGAGAGUGUUUUAAAGGGUUUAAAGAAUCCCUCCCGUUUUACUUUUGAUGCUGCCUCCGAACAUAUUUAUAUGCUGCUGUUGAAAAAGGAUUGUUAUCCGCGUUUCAUACGUUCGGAACAUUAUAAACGUUUGUUGGAGACGGGCAUACAGCCGGCCCACAAGAAACGUUUCUUUAAUUUCGGUGGUGUCAGUGGUGCCAAAAAGAAAAUGACUGCCGCUUUGUCCAGCCAACCCAAUCUGGGUGGCAACGAGAGUUCCAGCAAAAGUGCCAUGUCCUCCGGUAAUACCUUCAUUAUGACAAAUGCUCCGCCACCGGGUAGUUUGGCUAGGCGACGCGGCAGUGAUCGCAGUCUCAGUGGUUCGGCUCAUGAGUUGGCGGUGAUAGGUGUCAAUAAAGACAACUCUUCCAAGGUGCCUCACUCACAUUCGCAAAGUAAUCUCAGUGAGAUACCCUACAGUAGUGAAAGUAUUUAUCGGGGUGACAUGCCUCCGCCACAAGAAUCUCAAGAGCCCAUUUGUUGUGUUGUGAAUACGCGUUGUACACAAAAGGACUAUGGAAAUCUCAAUAGUAGUUUAACCUCCUCACACCAAGAUACACCCAAAUCGAAAGCAGCACGUUUAGAGACCACCGUAGAAACGGGUGGUAGCAGUGCUGUCUGCCCUUGGGAUAUUCCCGACGAUGUGCCACCAACUACACAAGCUCCCAAGCCAGCAAAUCUAACAACACCAGUGAAAUUGUCCGUAUGUCCCUGGGAACAAGAGGCCGAUCCAGUGCCAGCCAUCAAAACAAGUGCACAAAGAUUAACUAGUACUUCUUCGGAUAAUACAGAAGUAUCGGAACGUUUGCAACGUAAUUUGGUAAUGCGUCAUCAAAAUACUGUGGAUAGUGGUGAAGCUGGCAUGAAACGUUUAAUACCAAAUUUCACAGAACAACGAAGAGCCUCAGUGUCUUUUACACCGGGUCGCAUUUCAGAGUUUCCGGCAGGACGACCGUCCACUUCUACUAAAACUUCUACAACACCUUCACCUACGGUGGGCCUAAAACAAGGCGCAUUUCCAGCUUUAUUCGCUCCCUUGCAGGGUGCCCAGUAUGCCACAGCUGCGGUAGCUGCCUUGGGCAAUGUUAUGACUACCACCAAUAUCGUAACCAAAGAUCCGCCCUCUUUCUCCGAUGCUGAAGUGGAAGAGGAAUUGAAUAAACUAUCGUUAUCGGAGCGUAACAGUGAAUCUUCGGCCUCAGAAUUGCCAGUACUGCCGACACCAAAUCCAACGCCAACACCACCUCCAGCUACCAAAGUUACACCACCACCGGUGGAAGAGCAAAUUCUCGUUACAACUGAGACCCAGACACAACCCAUUUUAUUGGAGAGCGAGAGUCCUCGAGAAAGUUCAGCGAGUGAGUCCUCACUGGCCAAUGAGGGUGUGGAGAAUAAUAACGCCACCGAGGGAGAUUUUGAGGCGGAGGUAGAUUCCGAAAUCCAAGAAGUACAAAUUGAAUUGAUAGAGUCUUCGAGUGGCUAUGAAAAGUUGUGUGAAAGUCAGGAGGAAGUUGAGGUCUCACCACCUACCAUACAAAUUGAAGGGGAGGUGCAGGAACAAGAGUUAGAAAAACCCACUAUAGACGAAGCUAUGCUUAGCGAGGAAGUAGACGAGGCAACUAAAGAUGCUAUAUCCAAAAGUCCAUCUACAGAAGUGGCCAUUUCAGCUAAACCCAGUCCUGAGACCGAAGUUGAAAUUACUCUUACCGAAAGGCCAAAUUCAGCUUGUGAGCAUGAGGAAUCUCCUGACAAGGAUCCAAACGAUGAAGAAGAAGAGGGUGAUGAAGUUUCCACAUCUCCUACAAAACCUGCAGAUGCCUAUAGCACCCAUGAAGAACUUUCACCCACCACCGAUGAAUAUCAGGAAGGUUUACAAUUCGGCGACGAUGAUAAAGAUGAUUACGAUAUUGCUGAUUCUGAAUCAAAUGUGGGCUAUAUACCACCAGCACCCACACCAGCUCCAUCCAUGGCCCCACUGGCGGAAAUGGACACCGAUACGGUGGAUGAUGAGUGCAGUGAAGAGUGUAAGCCCAAGGAGAGUCCACAAGCUGAAAAAUCUGCCAAAUUACCCGUAUGCAGUAUUCCGAAAUGCACCACCGAAGAAGUGAAAAAGAAACGUAAAAAGCGCCACCUCGAAUCCAAAAAAUCAGCCUCAGCUGAGGAGAAGGAUAAAGCGACUACAUCGACAGCAGUAACAAGUGCUGUAGUGGCUACAACGGCGGCUGGGAUUGGUAGUGGUAGCGUUGGAAGUGGUUUUAAAGAAAGUAGUGCCAAAACUGAGGCGGACAUAACAACUGUUUGCCCCUGGGAAGAUGAAAAUGUUACCACCAGCGAUGGUACUUUUACCAAAACUUAUGCCACCCUAGGGUAUUUAUGAAUAAAACCCAAUCUAUUUCGUUCUGUGGUCAAUAAACUAUUAAAACGUAAAACUUACAAAAAAUGACACAAAAAACAACUUAUUAUCUAUGCUAAAAACUAACUAAAAACAUGAAAAAAAAUAUAUAACAACUCUUAGGUUUAUCAUAAUAGUUUCUUGAAAACAAGAAAAUAUUUAUAAAAAAAAUAUAUAUAUAGAGAUACUUAACUUCAAGAAGAAGGCUAUAACUUAAAAUUUAGAACUUAGUAUGUGGCAAAAACC